Messenger RNA from Lizanozyma spartinae, 1125 nucleotides. RefSeq lists its product as uncharacterized. The transcript is spliced from 2 exons. Bases 1 to 1125 code for a protein of 374 amino acids. Gene Ontology annotation, biological process: glycerophospholipid biosynthetic process. The record is from RefSeq and is a predicted model, not a curated record. Gene Ontology annotation, cellular component: mitochondrion. NCBI's taxonomy places the organism in Eukaryota, Fungi, Ascomycota, Pichiomycetes, Serinales, Debaryomycetaceae.
AUGACCAAGGCAAUCAGCAAUUAUUGGAACAUGCUCCUUAGAGGUAUUCGUUUAUUGAGUACCAGUGCCAGUAAAAGCGCAUUUGUAUUUGACAUUGAUGGAGUAUUGAUUCGAGGAAAUAAACCAAUUCCGCAAGCCAAAACGGCCUUAGAGUUGCUUAAUAAAGAGAAGGUGCCAUUUUUGCUUUUGACAAAUGGUGGAGGAGUCACAGAGAAGAAGAGGGCCGAGUUUCUCUCUGAUAAACUUGGAGUAGAGCUUUCUGCCAAUCAGCUUGUUCAAAGUCAUACACCUUUACAGAUCUUGGGAGAAAAGCACGCUUAUGAUCGUAUUCUUGUUGUUGGAGGUGUUAAUGAUGAAGCCAGGAAGUGUGCACUUGAAUAUGGAUUUCAAGAUGUGAUAAUACCUAUGGAUAUAGUGAAACAAAACCCAUCUGUUUCCCCCCAUCACAGAUACACAGUAGAACAAUUGAGCAAAUAUACCAGGGAGGUGGACUUACUGAAGCCAAUUGAAGCAAUUGCGGUGUUUAAUGAUCCCAGAGAUAUGGGAACUGAUAUUCAAGUAACACUUGACCUUCUUAACUCGGCUGGUGGUUUGAUCGGCACACAAAGGAAAGUACCAACCGUUCAUAGAUCAACUCCCCUGAUCCCCAUUAUUUUCAGCAAUGAUGAUUUCAUUUGGGCCAACGACUAUCCCAUCCCCAGAUUUGGCCAGGGUGCUUUCAGAAUGGUUGUGGAAUCCUUGUACAAGAAAAUCAACAAUUGCUCAGAAAUGGAUUCUUUGAUCUUGGGGAAACCGUACGCUAUUCAAUAUGACUAUGCCAAAAAGGCUUUAGCCAAAUGGCAUGUUGAAUUAACCAGUAAACAUGGAAAUGGCCACGUUCACUCUUCAGGCGCAUUUGCUCAAGAAAUUAACAACCCUACUAAUUUACAAUUUAACCGCAUCUACAUGGUAGGAGACAACCCAGCAUCGGAUAUUAAAGGAGCUAAUGACAAUGGAUGGGAGUCCAUGUUGGUUAGAACAGGAGUGUACAAUAAUGAACCUUUGGGGUCUCUCGUAGCGCUGCCUUCUGCUGGAGUACAUGAUGAUGUACUUGAGGCGGUUAAAUACGGCUUGAAUCAAAAGUAA